GAAUAAAAUUAACCAGACCCAAAAAAUUAGUACACUUUCAAAAAAAUCUCCAAAGUGCAUUUCGAUAAUCAAGCCAUUUCGCAAUUCGCCCAAUGUUGCACCGUUCGAAUCGUGUUUAUCCACCACCACACGUGUGUACACACCCACACCUUUCACGAACACACAUUCCACCGUUGUUGCAUCGAAUCGGUCGGUUUCGCAGUUUACCGUUCCCCGCCUGGCGAGUCCACACCCACACACCCACUCAUUGGGCAAAACAAAACGGCUCCGACCACGCACACCACCACCGCUCGAAACAUAAACUUCGUAUCCGUACACGGCGUCGUUUGGCUUCAGCUCUCGGAACAGCGGGAUUGUAUUGGUGCGUCGGUCUGCUCUUUGGGAUCGUCUCGUCACUGAAUCCGAUCGUUUUCAUUCAUUCGCUAGUGAAAAGUAUGGCCGAACGAACGUCGUCGUAGCCGCCCGUCGUCGUCGUGUCCGAGUAGAGCAUAGAGUGCAGCAGAAGAAAGGUAGUGGUUUUUGGAAGUUUUCUCCGGUUUGGAACAACGGAUUGUCACGGAAAAUCGCUCAGCAGCAGAAGAAUAAGGUGAACGUGUGUGGGGGGAAUCUAACGAAACCGAACGAAGCAAGAGAAGCAAAUCGACGAAGAAAAGAAUUUCAACGGAAUCGAUCCGGACGGAACUGCAGCUGUUGGGGAAAUCCGGAAAUUGACCGCCGCCGCUGGCUCGUCGUGUAGAAUCGAGCAAGUAAGUAUUGCUGCAGCAGAUCGCUUUCGCUCGCACAUUGUGCGGAUGCCAAUAAUUUUCACGUUCGAAGAAAAUCGAUUUUUUUCCUGGGUCCCCAUGGUUUAGGAGCUGGAGGGCGGAUUGGGGACAGGAAGCUUGGGGAAAUCAUCGUGACGGACGGGUGUCGUGAUCGAAAUCGACACGAACUCUUCUGGUAACAAACCGUCGGAACAGUGCGACCGGUUGUUGGUAGACAAAAUCGAAAAAUCAUUUAAAAAAAAUGUUGUUCGGAGGUGAACACGCAAGCAUAGUCUUGUAGCCGGGGCAUUCUUUAAUGCCGGUUUGGCAAAUGAAUCAAGCGAUUUUUAUUUGGAGGAAUUGUUAUAGCUUUGAACAUGCAUACGAUGAUGAAUACUGUCAGAAUCUCGAAGCACGAUUCUACUAGAAUCCUCAGUCAGAAUUCUAUCAGAAUCCUAGGACUACAGGACUCUAGGAUACCACAAUACACUACCACAAUCAUGACCACAAUCCAGAGGCAGGAUUCUACCAGAAUCAUCAGAAAGGAUUCUAUCAGAAACCUGAGCCAGGAUUCUACUAGAAUCCUGAGACAGAAUUGUACUAGAAUUCUGAGACAGGACUUCUUCAGAAUCCUGAGACAGGAUUCCUUCAGAAUCCUGAGACAGGAUUCCUUCAGAAUCCUGAGACAGGAUUCCUUCAGAAUUCUGAGACAGCAUUCCUUCAGAAUCCUGAGACAGGAUUCCUCCAGAAUCCUAAGACAUGAUUGUACCAGAAUCCUGAGACGGGAUUCUACCAGAAUCCUGAGACAUAAUUCUACCACAAUCCAAAAACAGGAUUUUACAAAAAUUAUGAGACAGGAUUCCUCCAGAAUAUUGAGACAGGAUUCCUCCAGAAUUCUGAGACAGAUUUUUUCCAGAAUCAUGAGACAGGAUUCCUCUAGAACCCUGAGACAGGAUUCCUCUAGAAUCCCAAGGCCGGAUAUCUUCAGAAACCUGAGACAGGUUUUCUCCCAAAUCCUGAGACAGGAUUCCUCCAGAACCCGGAGACAGGAUUCUACCAGAAUUCUGAGGCAUGAUCUCUCACAAGAAUCCGGAGACAGGAUUUUACCAGAAUCCGGAAACAGGAUUCUAUCAAAAUCCGGAGACAGGAUUCCUCCACAAUCCAAAGACAUUAAUCCUGAAACAGGAUUCUUCCAGAAUCCUAAGACAGCAGUGGCGUCUCGUAACCUCAUUUUUACCUGUUCAACGACCUUAAAAAAUGCAUUUGCGGAGAAUUCAGGAUCCGAAUCAAAUUGAAAAUGGGCGGAAACGGCUAUUCUCGUCAUUUCCUACAAAUUGCACGCCAAUUUAUUGCGAAAAAUCAAGAAUUUGCGAUCGUUGAACAGGUAGAGUUGAGGUUAGGGAAUCGCCACUGUAAGACAGGAUGCCCCCAGAAUCCUGAGACAGGUUCCUCCAGAAUCCUGAGACAGGAUUCCUCCAGAAUCCUGAGACAGGAUUCCUCCAGAAUCCUGAGACAGGAUUCCU
Messenger RNA from Aedes albopictus (Asian tiger mosquito), 2266 nucleotides. RefSeq lists its product as uncharacterized. NCBI's taxonomy places the organism in Eukaryota, Metazoa, Arthropoda, Insecta, Diptera, Culicidae. Bases 1121 to 2038 code for a protein of 305 amino acids. The record is from RefSeq and is a predicted model, not a curated record. The transcript has 2 exons.